Molecule: messenger RNA, 1125 nt
Organism: Daldinia vernicosa
Lineage: Eukaryota; Fungi; Ascomycota; Sordariomycetes; Xylariales; Hypoxylaceae
Exons: 1
Coding region: 205-747 (180 amino acids)
Source: RefSeq, a predicted model, not a curated record
CCACAUCAAUCCACGCCAAAACAGCUCUAGCAGCUUAAAGCAGCUAGGUAUUGAAACUUACCUGAACCAACUAACAAAUAAGAAUCUACUAAACUUGGGUUUGUCCUAUGUAAGAUAGCCAGCUUCCUCUUUGUCUCAGCUCCGUCUCUUUCUUUUCAAUUCUCCAAUAGUGCUACGAAUACGAAUACAUACUAUCUUAUCAAAAUGCCCGGAGACAAAAUCAAGCAUCCAACCCCAGCUGAAGCCUUCAAACUUGCCAGUAACCAUGCCGCUCUGCUGCGGGGUCUGUUUCUCGAUCCUCGGUACAAGUACUCUCAAGAACCCACCCCAACUUUCAUAAAACCCAACCUCGAUGAGACCCCCGCCGGUCUUUACUUCGUUUCCGACUUCGUUCAGAGGACUUAUGUCGAAUACGUCGUCCCUUUCCUACCAGCCGGCGCCACCCGAAAGUGUAAGGCCAUCGCUAACCCGUGGGCGUGGAAUGACCCCAACUAUGAAUGGGAGUGGGAGUGGGACGAGCAGACGUCGACGCUAAAGGAUAAGGAUGGCAACGUUAUUGAUUUCCCCAAGUUGCCGGAAGCUGAAGCUGUCAAUAAGGUGGGCGACGUGCUAACCAGAGGGUUCAUGGCUCGAAAGAUAAUCCUCGAGAACCGCACUGAUGUCAAGGCUCGACUGAUGGUUGGAGGUCAACCCUUUGACUUUGGUAAGGAGGUGGAAGAUAUCGUGAAGGAAACGUAUCCUUUUUAAUAGGGAUAUUAUAACAGACGGCGUAUCGACAAGACCGCAUAUUGGGCCAUAUCUACUAGGAUCAGGGAUCGAUUUGUCCAUAUUGUAGUCCAGAUAUGCGGCGGGGGGUUGAUGGGCCACAUGUCCCGUCAUCAUGAAGUCCAGAAUAUUUUGGUCUCGGUUGGCAUAAACUCUAGGAAUGAGUUACUUUAUUUUAUCGAAUUUGGCUAGAAGAGAGUGCUCUCGCAAAUUCAAUAGGAUAAAAAGGAUAGCAGGGCUUCAUGCCUAAAAUAUCAUUACACACGUCAAUGAUCUCAUGUAAGAGUGAAAUCCGCUGAUGGUAGAAUCAAGUACUUCCCGACCAUAGUCGGAGAUAAUAUUAGCAGACAUAUUCUAAAA